Molecule: messenger RNA, 4356 nt
Organism: Lachancea lanzarotensis
Lineage: Eukaryota; Fungi; Ascomycota; Saccharomycetes; Saccharomycetales; Saccharomycetaceae
Gene: TRM732
Product: LALA0S06e05094g1_1
Exons: 1
Coding region: 1-4356 (1451 amino acids)
Biological process (GO): tRNA methylation
Cellular component (GO): cytosol
Source: RefSeq, a predicted model, not a curated record
AUGGACCAGUAUAGAUGUCGAGGUAACGAGAGAACUAGAACAGCUAGAAUGGCCUUUACCGAGCGUAUAGGAACCUAUAAACAUCAACUCAUUGAAUUCAAACCAAAGGAGCUAAAAGUUGGUUCUGGCGAACUUUUCGCGUUUUUCAACGAUGUUUUUAAAGAUCUUUUUCGAAAUUUAAAGAACGGAACCGCCAUUGAUGAUCAAGAAAGACUUCUGUUGACCGACACAUUAGGAGUCUGGUUUUUGAGAACUCGGCAACUUUUCGAAGCAAUCCAAUUGGUAAAGACCCUGGACGACAAUCAACAGCAUUUCAUACACAAACUUCAACUAGAGCUUUUGACUGAAACCAACUGCGAUGUCUUUUUCCGCUACGUGGUUGACUUCUGGGACCAGGGUGGCACCGCUUUAACCAACUCUCUCAAUGACUUACUAGCGAAACUUAUUCAGCUCGCAAAAUUGGUAAAAGGCGGUGCAGGAUGGACAAAUAUGCUCAAUAGGUGGAUUUCGCAGACACUCGAAAUACCAGCUACAAUGCGGGUAUCUUAUUUCUUACUACAUGUUUUGGCCCCCGAAACUGAUCUGUCACAAGUUCUCAUUAGCCGGCCUGAUUUUGUGCAGACUUCACUCAGCCUAAUGUGGACCGAGUCUUUGGCGACACUUAUCGGGAAAUGCAUUGCAAGCCUCCUCAUAAAUGUAUAUGAACAUGACUACAAAGAAAGUGGCGAAGUUGGUUCUUGGUUUGAGCUGUGGGAAAAAUCAACCAUGCAUUACUUCCAAGACACCCGUAUGCGAAAACGUAUCGAGGUUUGUGUACUUAUUCCGAUUUUCAAGACACUUGGAAGUAAAGUUUUCGACGAGUUUGUGAAUCGAAACUUCCCACAAGAAAUUCCUGAGCUUGUCCCGUUCUUAAAAAUCGGUCAAGAACUUUUGCUCGAGGAAGCGCCAUUCGAAAAUGACAGGCUCGUAUCAUUACAGUUCCUUGAAGUGAUGUUACAGCAGGACGAAUACAAGAUAUCGGUGUUUGAACUCUUGACAUUUUCUCCGAAAAAGUCGAAGGCAGUAGCAUCAUAUAUAUAUGAUAUCCUGAGGCGAAAUCUUCACGUCUUUUUCGUCGACAUCGAGGUCAAAUCCCGGAAUGAGUUCAUCAGUCUUUUCAAACAUCUGAUUGAUAGAAUAAGAGAUUCCUCCUAUUCGCUUGACAGGGAUAUCAAAAAGCUUCGCGCCAAAGACAAAUUUCCGGAAGAACAGUUCCAAAAAUCGGAAAUGAUUGCGGAAGCUGUCCGUUUUGUGAGUUGGACCAUUGGAUUUUUAAAAUAUCAAUUGGCUCCUGGCUCGCAAUACCAGCGCCAGAUUGUGUCUACCAAAAUAUUGAAGCUUUUGCUCUCAUCCAGUGUGGACAAAGCAAUACCGAAACAAUACCUUGAUCCCCGCUUGAGAACGGAGUUCCCUUUUGAAGCUAGCAUUUCUAGAGAUAAGACGCUACGAAGGCUUCUCCUGGAUAAUUUAUCCAACAACUUCAACGAUGUAAGAGACAACUGCCUUGAGCUACUAACGAUCUUCUCUCAAAGCUGUAACGAUGACACAUUUCUUGAUCUUUCGCAUCAAAACAAACUGCUCAAUCGAAGCUUGACAUUGAUCGGUUCUUACAAGGGAUGCGAGGGUGGCGCUAAGCUAAUUGAGUUUUUGUUCAAGGAUUCCAAGAACAAACGGGACAUCAUUGAGUUACUACUUCUAAAUCUCCACAAACGCAUUGAUUCUUCUAGUGUCAAUUUAAUGACCAAUAUAGAAUCUCCGGUGAAUGGCUAUUUCUUAGCUUUAAGUCUCAUAAUUGCCAAUUUUUCGGUUGAUACUACCGCGGACGACUACGUUGAUUUUCUCGAUAAGCUCAUCGACCUCAUCAUAAGGAACUGGAAAAAUGUGGAGUUCAUUUUAUGUGAUGAUCCAUUUGAGGAUAAGGACCACGAGCCCGAUACUGUACACAAGGUAUCUGAUCCGCAAGUGAUCAGCUAUGCGUUCAGAUCCAUAAAGGACUCCUCUGAACUGCUCAAAAUCUUGAUGACUAUUAAAAAUUUGCCCAAUGAGCAGCUUGUCGCCUGUGGCGAGUUGAUGUUGGAACAGCUAUCGACCAUUCGCCACAGCGGAGCAUUCCAGUCUCUCAUUCCAAGUUUUGCCGCAACUUGCCAACGUUGCUACAAAGACCAACCUCAUGUUCUCGAACUUUGGCUCAAUUCGAUGCUAGAAUCACUUGAGACCAAAACACAGUUCAUCACUAGACGUUCAGGAGGCAUACCGUACAUUAUCUGUAGCAUUGUCAGCUCUGAGAAAGGUGAUAAAAGGCCACUAUUGAAAAUCACGUUUGAGAGGUUGAUGCAGAUUGCAACUGUUACUGUUUCUGCGCACGAAGAAACAGUUGAUCUUCCCCAGGUGAAUGCCUUCAACUGCAUAAAGGCAUUAUUUGUUGAUUCUCCAUUAUCAGAUGCAUGUGCGCCGUAUGUGUACCGAUCGCUUGUCCUAUGCAUUCAAUCGUUUACGUCGCCUCUUUGGUCACUACGAAACUGCUCAUUUAUGUUAUUCUCCGCACUGCAAAAUAGGCUAUUUGGAAAAAUAGGCAAAAACAUUAGCGCCCGCUUGUUCUUUUCACGCUAUAAUGGUGUUCAAGAUAUUUUACGCUCGCAAUUUGAGAGGUCAGUCAAAGAGUCAUUUUCUCACCAACAGCAGCAGGAAUUGGCUGGAAACACUUCUCUACCGUCCAUCGAUUCUCAAGUAGAAGCGAUUUUUCUUGUCUUAACACUUUUAUCGAGACUCAAACAAACUCCAGGUUUUGAUGGAAUGGACGAUUUCAGAACGCUUGUCGUUGCUUGUUUAAAAUCUCAAAACUGGGCUGUGAGGCAAUUGGCAGCGCGAACAUUACCAGGCCUGAUCAACAACCCCUCAAGGCAGAUAAUGCUCUCUUUAGAAAAGCUUUUCGAUUCGAAUAUUACUCAAAAUGAAACGCACGGGACAAUUCUCAGCAUCGCGGAGCUAUUAGUCGUGGAAAAUCAGGAAUUUUCGACUCAAGACUCACAAAAGCUGUCACGCAAAUUAAAUCGUGGAGUUUCCAAAUUUGUUAUUGAGAAUACCUGCUUCGUCACUGCAAACGCGUAUAUCAGACUGCUGGCCCUUGCUUUGUCAAGGUGCUCUGUAGAUGCCAUGGAAAGAACGACAAUGGUCACGGCUUUAGGAAAUCUUUUCAUAAAGCUUAAUGAGGAAUACGCUGUUGAUGGAGCAAAGCAACUAUUUAUGCGCUCCUUGUUGACGCUUCUUCUUCAAAACGAAACACAAGAAAAUCUUCCUCAUUUGGUAGCGCUUGCCCUCCUUUCUCCAUUCUUUGAGGCACAGAUAACUGCUGCCAACUUUCUCACGGAAAAUACGAAUGCGACACUUUUCCACACUACAGCUAUUGUGGAAGCGCUUCUUAAAACUUUCUUGGAUGAAUCAUUGGAUGAAUUCAUCAAACUUCCAAUUUUGAGGGCACUCGUUAAGCUCAAAGUUCAGAUAGACUACAACUAUUUGACGAAUAUCAUUCAAACGUCAAGAAAUCACGAACUUCGUGCUGUCGCUCUUGAGUAUUGGGGACAGUAUGUGAAUGGCUUUGACGAGGAAUUUUUGGCCGCAGUUUUAGCGUUUGCCGACGAUGAGGCGCCCUUCGACUUGAGAAAAUCUGCUUUGCUUUCAUUGAUCAAUGCCACUGAACGGCACUACGAUAUAAAGAUGUUCUUUUCGGUGGAAAGCUUUCUUUAUGAUGAUGAUUUGGAACUUCGCAGCAUGGCCUCUGAACAUUUGAAUGAAACCAUAUUGGGGCUUGGACCGGUUGCGAAGAGCAUCAAUUUCUCUUCCACGGCACGAUUAUUUGUCGAGAAAAUGAAUACGAUCCCAGAAGGACACAUUCCAGCUUUGGCAAAACUGAAACGUGAAUUUAAACAGGUACAAAUCAGUGCGAAGAACGAUAGCGAAAAUGACAACCUAUUUGAAGUGGAGCCUGCAAACCAGUUCAGAAACGUUUUGGAGGCAGGACUCCGAAAUGCUCAGAUUAUGAUAAAUGCUGCUAGGGUAAAAGACGACGAAAUCUCGGCAUACGCUUCGACUCUUGCCAACAAUGUGAUAACCCGUCUCGAACAAUUAGACACCUGCGAUGGACCUAUGGGCUGGGGGUCCGCUCCACGCUGUUUCUCCCAAGUAGCAUGUCUCCGCCUGCUUGCUACGGGUCUCAAUAUCCCCGAGCGCGCGAGACUGGAUGCAACGUUGAGAAAGUACCAGUGUCAUCCACUUGUAUUCGAACUGACGGACAAUUCCCUACUUUUAGCAUCUAUAUAG